Recurvomyces mirabilis is the source of this 1095-nucleotide messenger RNA. RefSeq lists its product as uncharacterized. NCBI's taxonomy places the organism in Eukaryota, Fungi, Ascomycota, Dothideomycetes, Mycosphaerellales, Teratosphaeriaceae. Bases 1 to 1095 code for a protein of 364 amino acids. The transcript has 3 exons. The record is from RefSeq and is a predicted model, not a curated record.
AUGGCCAUGCAGCCCGGCUUCUCAACAUUUGGAGCGACCCACGUUCUUGAGACAAUUCCACCUGAUCGUCAGCGAACCCACGGCCUUCUCAACGUCCUCAAGGCUCCUGAAAGGCUCAGAUACCAGAACGCCUUCCUCACUUCCGAGCUGCAGGAGAUCUUCGACAACGCUCCGACACUUCCUGCCAAGCUCAGAGAAAACAUCAAAAGCGGUGCAGAUGCUGGCAACCACAGAUCGCUUGACGAUGAUUGCCCGACUUGUUCUCUUAAGCUUGAAGUCAUGGACAGAGUCCGGUGCACGACGCAUGGCAACAAUCUUCUCACAGGAUUCUUCAAGCAGUGGGCCAAGGUCAAGGCUGGAGAUGUGCUCUGUGGCAGCGAUCUCCACGAAGCAUGCUUCAAGCAGUGGGCCAAGGUCAAAGCUGGAGGACGACGAAAGCGACUACGAAGUAUUUUGCUACCCGAUAGUGCCGGCUUAUCCAUCCGUCACGAACGGGCUGACAGACUUGUCUACGGCGGUGCUGGGUCGAGCAAAUCUGUCCACGGCGGUGGUGUCGGGUCGAGCAAAUCUGUCCACGGUGCCGGGUCGAGCAAAUCUUUCUACGAUGGUGCUGCAGGUCUCGAAUCUUUACAGUGUACCACCGACCGACUACCCGCUCGUUCGCAAGCCGGUAACACUCCACCGUGCCGAGGACAAGCAGACCAGGUUCCGCAUCAGACAGCUUUGUUCCAAAAGGUCGACGCCGCUGUGCCCCCCGCAUUGAAGCCGGAAGCUCGCGGGGAUGCGAAAGUCGUCGGAGCCUUGCAAUUGCCAAGUUCAAAAGUCUGUAAAGAGUGCAAGGAACAAGACCGCUGCGCAAAGCAGAUCUCACGAGCCGACGCCCAUUGCCAACCACACCAAGACCCCAACGACGCGGUACCCAACGCUCGCCGUGGCACAGACGAAGAGCUUGUCAACGAAGAGCAAGAAUCGCAGGCACAUACCAAACAGCAAUCCGGCUGGUCUUGGGGCAGAUUGACGGUUCAAGAGGAAGACACCGAUAAGGAAUGGAAGGAAGGGAUGGAGAAGCAUCAGAGCGGUGAGACGAAACCGUAG